Messenger RNA from Tripterygium wilfordii, 1713 nucleotides. RefSeq names its product F-box protein At1g67340-like. The transcript is spliced from 3 exons. The coding region runs from base 280 to 1482 and encodes 400 amino acids. NCBI's taxonomy places the organism in Eukaryota, Viridiplantae, Streptophyta, Magnoliopsida, Celastrales, Celastraceae. The record is from RefSeq and is a predicted model, not a curated record. Gene Ontology annotation, molecular function: protein binding.
AAACGGGAAUCAUGUUUACGAGUCUCGCUCUCUAUCUCUAUAAGCAAAGCGAAACCGUAAAUCGACGACGACAAACGGACGGAUCUGGGUCAACGGCGUUUUGACCGUAUGUACGACAAGUAGAGGGUCAAUACUGUAACUGCAACCACUCUGGAGAGUUGGUAUUUAUUUAUAUGGAUUCGGCUCUGUCUUUGUCGCUGUUUUGGUUCCCUCCUUUAUAUAUAUAGAGGUCUCACUUUGCUUUGUCUCUGAUAAAGAGCGAGAGAGAGAGAGAGAGAGAUGAGAACAAGGAGAGGCCUUUGUUAUCCGAGACAGGAUGUUUGUGUUGAUAACUACACGAGAUUAGUGAGGAGAGAUUGCGACGGAGAUUCCAGGGUUUUUCGGAGAAAGAGGCAGAGAUUAUCGCCUGAGGUGGCCGGAAAGUGUAAUCUUUUCGAUUCUCUUCCGGAUGAUCUUGUUAUUUCUAUUCUCUGCAAGCUUAGUACUACCGCCGGUUGCCCCUCUGAUUUCAUCAACGUUUUGUCCACAUGCAAGAGGCUGAACAGUUUAGCCCUAAAUUCUCUAGUGUUAUCCAGAGCUUCACAGAAAGCUUUUUCUGUUAAGGCGGAGAAGUGGUCGGAGUCCGCUCACCGAUUCUUGAAACUCUGUGCCGAUGCCGGAAAUGUUGAGGCUUCUUACACUCUUGGCAUGAUUCGAUUCUACUGUUUACAUAAUCGAGGGAGUGGAGCUUCUUUGAUGGCGAAAGCGGCAAUUAGUUCUCACGCGCCGGCUCUGUACUCUCUGGCUGUUAUUCAAUUCAACGGAAGCGGUGGCUCUAAGAAUGAUAAGGACCUCAGGGCCGGUGUGGCUCUAUGUGCGCGAGCCGCUUUCCUCGGCCACAUAGACGCGCUGCGGGAGCUUGGACACUGCCUUCAAGACGGCUAUGGCGUCCGUCAGAAUAUAACAGAGGGACGCCGAUUUCUUGUUCAAGCCAACGCUCGUGAGUUAGGCGCUGUGCUUUCUUCUUCUGGGGUUCCUGGCAUCCGGGCACGCCCAUGGGUCUCUUGGACCCAGAAUCCACACCCGAAUCCGAGUCUUAACGUCAGCCCCAGUAAUGCCAACUUGAACGGCGUGGGUUGUCCGUUGUUAAGCGAUUUCGGAUGUGAUGUUCCGGCUCCGGAAGUUCAUCCAGCAAGCCGAUUCUUAGCCGAAUGGUUUGCGGCUCGGGGCGAGUCAGCGGGUCCGGGUCUUAGACUAUGUUCGCACGCUGGUUGUUGUAGACCGGAGACGAGAAAGCACGAGUUUCGUAGAUGUUCGGUAUGUGGAGCCGUGAAUUACUGCUCACGCGCUUGUCAGGCGCUUGAUUGGAAGCUGAGGCACAAGGCGGAGUGCACGCCCGUUGAGCGGUGGCUGGAAGAAGAUGGUGAGGGCAACGAGGGCGGCGUUGAGGGUAACAGAGAUAACGAUGGUAACGGCCAAGAUGAGGUUAUGGUCGAGAGUUAACACUUAUCACCAAAAAUGUAACGGUACGGUGACGGUGGGAGCCGUAACGGCUAAGGGGGAGGACAAGCAAAUCUUUAGAAAUGAUGAGGUGGCCAAUUUUGGUUUGAAAAUUGAGUUAAAGAAGGUCCCGCUUGACUGUAUAGAGAAAAGGGUAAAUCCGUAAAAUCAAGGUGAUUGUAUGGCCCUCUUUUUUUAUUAAUUAGGGUUUCUUUCUCCUCUUUUCUACGGUAA